Messenger RNA from Sorghum bicolor (sorghum), 509 nucleotides. RefSeq lists its product as uncharacterized. Lineage: Eukaryota; Viridiplantae; Streptophyta; Magnoliopsida; Poales; Poaceae. The transcript is spliced from 5 exons. The record is from RefSeq and is a predicted model, not a curated record. The coding region runs from base 95 to 490 and encodes 131 amino acids.
UAAGGGCAAUAAACCUAGGGGCAAAGGCAAGUGGCAAGUGACAUGCAAAAAAUGCGGAGGUCUUGGCCAUAGGUCGUCAUCUCCAAAGUGCCCGAUGAAUGGAACAAAGAAAAGGAAAAGCCGAGCUAAAAAGGGGAAGGCUGGGAGGCCUCCAGGCUCUAGCAAAAGGCAGAAAGUUGCUGAGCAAGGAAGUCCAGAGAACAACAGUCCUGUGACAGCAAGUCAAUUCUCAUCGGCCAUAGUAGAGCUAGAAGGCACAAGUCAAAUCAACACUUCUCCUGGUCCUGUGACAAGAAGGCAAUCACUUUUAGCAAUGGUGGAGGUAGGAGGGUCAAACCAAAUCACUACAAGUUUUGGACCUGUAACAACAAGCCAAACCGGAGAAGAGGCACUAAAUAUUGUUACCACUCCCACCAAGUCUCCAGCAAGGCGUCGGAUAGGACUUAAGAAAAAGCUCACUCCAAGGAAGGGAAGAAAUAGUGCUACCUGAUCAAUUGAAGAAUAAUUAU